UCAGUAGAGGAAGAACGCGGAGACGUCACAUUGGAGAGAUGCAACCAACAGUAGCUGCUUCACCACUAAUCACACAACAUUAACAUAACUAGCUAGUACAAGCUAACAUAGCCUGCUACAUAAUUCGCCUGUGAAAUAUCAUACAUCCGGAAUUGCAAAUCUGCAAGAAACAAACGAAAUAUCCAUAAACGGUGGUAAACGGAAAUCAACAAUAACGGCCGUACACAGUUAUCGUGGCUUCUUCUUGCAUCCAACUGGCAGGCUAUUUUGGCAAGCUAGCCAACGAUAGCAAACUCUGCCUUGGCUAGCGUCAGGCUAGCGUCAGGCUAGCCAGCUAGCUAGCUAGCUAGCUACUAACGUCGCUAACGGUAGUAACGUUAAGCUAGCUAGCGAGCUGUAGUGACUUGCGUCAUGGAUGAACUAGUCGUGGAAGUGAGGGGAACAAGUGGGGCCUUUUAUAAGGCCUUUGUGAAGGAUGUCCACGAAGGAUCCGUCACCGUGGCAUUUGAAAACAAUUGGCAGCCAGAGCGUCAAAUCCCGUUCCAGGAUGUUCGUUUUCCUCCCCCAACAGGACUCUGCAAGGAGAUAAAUGAGAGCGAUGAAGUUGAGGUAUAUUCCAGGGCUAAUGACAAGGAGCCAUGUGGAUGGUGGCUGGCCAAGGUUCGCAUGGUCAAAGGAGAGUUUUACGUAAUAGAGUACGCUGCAUGCGACGCUACAUUAAAUGAGAUAGUGACGCUGGAGCGGUUACGGCCGGUCAACCCCAAUAAACCAGCCACCAAAACCACCUUCAUCAAGAUCCGACUGGAUGUACCCGAGGAUCUCCGACAGAUGUGCUCCAAGGAAUCAGCACACAAAGACUUUAAAAAGGCCGUGGGAGCUUUCAAUGUCACCUACGACUCAGAGAAAAAGCAGCUGGUCAUUUUGUCUGUGAAUGAGGUCACAACAAAGCGGGCCAACAUGAUGAGCGACAUGCACUUCAGGAGCCUCCGCACCAAACUGUCACUCAUGCUGAGGAACGAAGAGGCAAACAGACAACUGGAGAGUUCCAGGCAGCUGGCAUCAAGGUUUCACGAACAGUUUGUGGUUCGGGAUGAUCUAAUGGGUCUGGCCAUCGGGACCCACGGGGCCAACAUUCAGCAAGCACGCAAAGUCCCGGGAGUCACUAACAUAGACCUGGACGAGGAGACGUGCACCUUUCACAUAUACGGAGAGGACCAGGACGCUGUCCGCAUAGCGAGGAGUUUCUUGGAGUUCUCUGAAGAUGUCAUCAAAGUUCCCCGGAACUUAGUAGGGAAGGUGAUUGGCAAAAACGGCAAACUGAUCCAGGAAGUAGUUGAUAAGUCUGGGGUGGUUCGGGUUCGCAUUGAGCCUGAGAAUGACAAAAAGCCCUCAGCAGUCGCAGCGGCAGCAGCAGACGAUGGACUGGUGCCAUUUGUAUUUGUGGGGACCAAGGAAAGCAUCUCCAAUGCUACAGUACUGCUGGACUAUCACCUCAACUACCUGAAGGAGGUGGAUCAGCUUCGUCUGGAGCGUCUCCAGAUCGACGAGCAGCUGAGACAGAUAGGAGGCGGAGGGGGAGGAGGAGGGACAGGGCCCCGAACCCUCAAAGACAAAACCUACGUGUUCGAUAAUGGCAUGGGCCUGGGCAUGGGGAGAGGAGCAGGGGGUGGUGGAGGAGGAGGAGGGAAGCCCUACGGAGGAGGGGGAGGAAGAGGUGGCAGAGGGCGAAGAGGAGGAGGCGCUGCUUUCGCCUCAGGCACCAACUCGGAGGCAUCCAACGCUUCAGAGACGGAGUCGGACCACAAAGACGAGCUCAGCGAUUGGUCACUGGCCCCCACCGAGGAGCUGAUGACAGGAGGCGGGACCCUGCCCAGAAGGACAGAUGGGAGGAGGAGAGCAGGCGGAGGAGGGAUGCGUGGACGAGGGGGGAGAGGAAGAGGAGGAGGAGGGGGGUAUAAAGGUGAUGACAUGCAGUGGAGCGAGCCAAGGCCUCGGCAUGUCAGAGAUCCCAAGACAAGAGCGCAGGAAGACACUCUACAGAUCCGUGUGGACGGUAACGAGCGCAGCGUGCAGCACUCCUCGGGGGGGCGGGGAGGAGGGCCUUCCUCAUCCCAGGGCGGCGUCGGUGCCGGCGGCGAGGGCCCAUCUCGCCAUUACCAUCCGAGACCCAUCAGAGACCGAGGGAUGAAGAAGGACAAACAGGACGCUCCUCUGCUGGUGAACGGAGUGUCGUAGAUACACCACUGGAGGACCGUCUCACUUAGACACACACACACACACACACACACACACACACACACACACACACACACACACACACAGGCAACUCGUCAUAAACAUCGUAGAAUCUCUCUCGCUUUUUCUUUCUCUGUCUUUGUCAAACACACGAAUACACAUAUUUCAUCAGCAUGGAAGAGUUUACUGUAGUGAAGUCGUAGACCAGAGACGAUCUGGUAUCUGCUGGUCUGCUCUGUUGAGGUCUGUCGAGUGCACUGGUCUGGUUUGUUCCUGACUCUUCGGGGAUCUCCUGUUCUUCUCUGGAGUGACAAAUAAAAGAAACCGUACUUUUUGGACAUUAAGGAAAAGAAGAGGAGGGAUUUGACUAAAGCUCAUCUCUCACAGAAGCAUUAACCCCAAACAUGCUCCCCUAACACAUCAAAGGCAAAUCAUUGUUUACACGUUUUUUUUAAACUAAAUUGGAUGAUUUCAUUUUUUUCCCUACUGCCCUGUUUGGACUUUCUCACACCAGAACAAAUCAAGGGAAUAAUUGGUUGACAUGGACACACUGCAAUAUGAAAUAUGUGUUCCCUCCCUCCUGCUGUACGCUUUAAACAUAUUUUUUACUGCAGAUGUUUAUUGUAGAGAUGAUCUGACAGCACAAUUUUAGAGGGGUGGCUGCAGUGUUUCCCACUGGUUGAGAAUUCAUUUUUGGUGGUCUAAAAGCUCCAAAACGCAACACUUGGGAGUCAGCUGCAACACAGCACCGUGUUUAUAAUACAACUAUACUGUGUAGCGGAGUCAUUUAGCGUCUUUCAGGUGCAUCUCCGCAGAGACUUUUGAAUCUUCCUUCGAUAAUACAAAAUCUUUUUUUCACAUAUGAGAAAAAACGCAGAGCUUUCAUGCUGGGAGAAUAUGUUUGAAGAGGGCACGUUUUUUUUUGUUUUGGGAUAGUCAUUUGAACCCUGGUCCCCAUUUUGACAAGUCAAAACCUGCCUUUGGGAUCGGCGCAGUGGAGAGGAGUUCAAAGAGUCCGGAUGAAAUGCCAACAGGCAUGCACGGGCAACGCAAUUGCCAAGAAUGCUUACCUCGUUGUUUUAAGUCAUCUGUGUUUCGUUUCCUCUUGCUAAGAUGAUGCAAAAUUCAUUCAGUCUCUUGGGACUGUCAGACCAAGCACGAAUUCAACAAGGUAUUAGACGUACCGAUGGGGAAGCAUAAAUCUGAGGCACUCUGAUGCAAAUGUUAAAUAGCUUAGCUCCUAAGAGUCUUCAACAGGGUACAACGUGUCAUGCACUGCUGUUAUUUUUCAAAUGAACUACAUGUCGAAAUGGAAAAAUGACCAGGCCAACAGUGACUGGGAAUCCACAUUAAAAGCAAGAUGCGGGCGUUUGACGUGGAGAUUGCGUCUGUAGUAAGCGCUGCCGAAGCGUUCAGUCCAUUCGGUCCGCACCGCUCGGUUCGGCCAUCUUUAAGCUCAGAACCAUCGGUCUGUCAGCAGCAGCUUCUGAGAUGCUGUAAAGGACAGCUACCGGCCAAACUGUCUUUACAACUGUCCGUUGUUCCCAGCAGCAUUGGACGAUCGACGACUCUCCCAAUGCUCCUUUAUCUCAUAGACCUGUUUACACGCCCUGUACCAGACUGGUGAGAGCCUUUUCAACCUCAACAGUGGGAUAUUUCACAGAGAGGGCUUAGGCCGUAAGCCAGACUUCCUUUGCUUAGUUCCUCACUCAUAUUUAACAAAUCACUCUCGGAGGAUGCCGGUGAAAUAAUUACGGUUACUUUUGCUUUCAGACAAACCUGAUUAGGUUGCAGAAUUAAGGCGGCAACAUCGUGAAUGUAGAACCUGAUCACAUGAGCUUUUCUUUAAUUUAUGAAAACCUUUGUAUUUAACCUUUUUUUGUUUGUUUCGCAGUUAGAAAACCUGUUUGAAGUAUUACUGUAGAAGAAACGACGUUUCGUUGAUACCUUGACAAAAUAAAAAUUUGCUGUAAGUUUUA
Perca fluviatilis (European perch) is the source of this 4214-nucleotide messenger RNA. RefSeq names its product FMRP translational regulator 1 (gene fmr1). The record is from RefSeq and is a predicted model, not a curated record. The transcript is spliced from 15 exons. Bases 412 to 2235 code for a protein of 607 amino acids. Gene Ontology annotation, cellular component: axon; dendritic filopodium; dendritic spine neck. NCBI's taxonomy places the organism in Eukaryota, Metazoa, Chordata, Actinopteri, Perciformes, Percidae. Gene Ontology annotation, molecular function: protein homodimerization activity; translation regulator activity; mRNA 3'-UTR binding. Gene Ontology annotation, biological process: DNA damage response; regulation of mRNA stability; regulation of dendritic spine development.